UCAAUUAUAAAAGUCAGAGUAUUUAAUCAACAAUCGUUAGCGAUAAUCAGACAACAGUUGACCGGUGACCGCAUAGAGAGUUGGACGCCUCUACAAUUCGCCACGCACUUAAAAUUACGAUCAUAAUUACGCGCUAAUGGAUAAUUUCAAAACCGUCGACUUUAGUUCUUUGGGCGAAGAAAUAAAAAGUUUAUUACGAGAAGCCGUGGAGAUUCGAAAACGAGCUUAUUGUCCAUACUCGAAUUUCGCAGUGGGUGCAGCGAUUCUCACAGAAGAUGGUUCAAAAGUAUAUACAGGAUGUAACAUAGAAAAUUCAACGCUCACGCCAUGUAUCUGCGCAGAGAGAGCGGCUGUACCAAAAGCUGUUUGCGACGGCUAUGUGAAUUUCAAAGCAGUGGCAGUGGUCGCCUAUCAGAAAGACAGCUUCACGGCGCCCUGCGGUGUGUGUAGACAAACUCUAAGCGAAUUCUGUGGUUCCGAUGGUGACAUUCAAGUGUAUUUGAGCAAACCAACUUUGGACAAAGUCUUGUGUACGAAGUUAUCUGAAUUGUUACCACUUUCAUUCGUCAGUUACAAGAAAGACAGUGUUAUUGAGAACUGAGCUAUUCAGUAGUCAUGUUGACUAAAGCAAAACGUUUAUAGUAAAACAUUUUUAUCUAGUUA
Molecule: messenger RNA, 663 nt
Organism: Vanessa atalanta (red admiral)
Lineage: Eukaryota; Metazoa; Arthropoda; Insecta; Lepidoptera; Nymphalidae
Product: cytidine deaminase-like
Exons: 2
Coding region: 137-601 (154 amino acids)
Cellular component (GO): cytosol
Molecular function (GO): zinc ion binding; cytidine deaminase activity
Source: RefSeq, a predicted model, not a curated record